This is a messenger RNA of Didymodactylos carnosus, 450 nucleotides long. The record is from the annotation of a GenBank genome assembly. Lineage: Eukaryota; Metazoa; Rotifera; Eurotatoria; Philodinida; Philodinidae.
AUGUUAAACCCAACAGAAAUCCAGCGAAUACUCGUUCGAAUCGAAAAUGAUUUACCAACGUUCAACAUUCAAGCUAAACGCACACUGGGUCAAAUAUAUGAACAUCAAAUGAUGAUACUUGAUAAACAUGAAAAAGAAAAAGCUGAAUUAUCAAAAUUAUUUGAUCAACAUUAUUUGAAGACUUUUAAUCAUUGUCCUGGGACAGAACAAUCAAUCCAUGAUGCUCAAAUUAAAGCGAUAUAUGAUCAAAUAAAAAAUAAUUUCGAUGCAUUUAAAGAAAAUUGGUCCAAAUCAUCAUUGAAUAUAGAAAAACUUGAUAAAGGUUUUAUUGAACUUAUUACAUGUAUCGAGUCUGAUUUUAACAUAAUGUCGACUGUAUUUAAACAUGUUACAAUAAACGUAAAUCAAUUUGGAGAAAAAAUUAAAAGCAUUGAAAAAGAAAAAUACUGA